CAGAGAGCCACAACACUACUUUCACGUCGACCACGGCAACCACGUCUCAUCCUCAUACGCUUUACACAACCAUGGCUACCAAUAAUCAGCUCAAUAAGCUGGCUUUCUUGUCUAUGCCGGCGCCGGCAUCUUAUGUCGCUGGUCUUGGUCGAGGUGCUUCCGGAUUUACAACCCGUUCUGAUAUCGGUCCCGCACGAGAAGGCCCCUCCGCCGAGGUCAUUGCUGAGGCUCAAGCAAGGCGAGGCGAAGAGCCUGAUAUUGAUCAAGAGCAGUUUCAAGAUCCUGAUAAUGAAUAUGGUCUCUUUGCGGGUACUACGUAUGAGGCCGAUGACGAGGAGGCGGACCGGAUUUAUGAGCAAGUUGAUCAGAAUAUGGAUGCGCGGAGGCGAGCUCGCAGAGAAGCGUUUGAGAACGCGCAAAUGGCGAAGCAUCGUGCGGAGCGUCCGAAGAUUCAACAGCAGUUUGCGGACCUCAAGCGAGGCUUAGCGGUUGUCACAGAUGAGGAGUGGGAGAACAUUCCUGAGGUGGGCAAUCUCACGAAGAAAAAACGUAAGAGGGACGAGAGGUCAUUCGUUGUACCCGACAGCAUCUAUGUCGGAGACAGGUCUAAGACCGAGUACGAGAAUUCCCUGGAUGCGAGGCAACAAACGAUUGGAGGUUUCGAGACCCCAGCUGAUAGCGGCACGCUGACCAACUUUGUUGAGAUGGGUCAGGCUCGUGACAAAAUUCUGUCGUUGAAACUUGAUCAGGUAUCAGGUACUUCGACAAGUUCUGGGCUCUCCACAUCCAUCGACCCCAAGGGCUAUCUCACCUCCUUGGACAGUGUUGUUCUCAAGACGGAUGCUGAGAUUGGUGACAUCAAGCGCGCACGAAUGCUAUUUGACUCCCUCGUGAAGUCGAAUCCCAAGCAUGCGCCAGGUUGGAUCGCAGCUGCCUGUCUGGAAGAACACGCCGGUCGUAUGGUUGCUGCCCGCAAGCUCAUUAAGCAAGGCUGCGAGCAAUGUCCUAAGAGUGAGGACGUUUGGCUCGAGGCAGCUAGGUUACAUAACAACGACGACGCAAAGGUGAUUCUUGCGAAUGCGGUACAACAUGUUGGGCAGAGUGUCAAGAUAUGGCUGGCUGCUGCUGACUUGGAGCAUGAUAUUAAGGCGAGGAAGCGAGUUCUGCGCAAGGCUCUGGAGCACAUCCCGAAUUCGGUACGCCUCUGGAAGGAAACUGUCAACCUCGAAUCAAAUCCUGUAGACGCACGAAUCCUGUUAUCGCGUGCAGUGGAGGUCAUUCCGCUGUCGGUCGAGCUCUGGCUGGCACUUGCACGACUCGAGACCCCUGAGAAGGCAAAAGCAGUUCUCAACAAGGCUCGUAAGGCUGUACCUACGAGCCACGAGAUCUGGAUUGCCGCAGGCAGGCUUCUUGAGCAGGAGGCCUACGUUGAAGGCAAGUCGGAGGAGCAGCGCAAUAAAGAGCUUGAGGUCGUCGAUAAGACUAUCGAGGCUGGUGUCCGCCAGCUUCGCCAUCAUGGUGUUCUCUUGACGCGCGAACAAUGGCUCAAGGAAGCGGAGCGAUGUGAGAACGAAGGCUCGCCAAGGACAUGUCAGGCUAUCGUGAAGGCAACCGUGGCGAUGGAAGUGGAAGAGGAAGACAGACUCGACACAUGGAUGAGUGAUGCAGAGAGCGCGGAGUCCAGAGGAAACGUUGGCACCGCCAGGGCUAUCCUGGCGUACGCGCUCAAGGUUUUCCCAGACAAGAGGGUACUCUGGAGGAAGGCUGCAGAUCUCGAGAAGGCUCACGGCACCAGAGAAUCGCUUAACGCAAUACUCGAGCGCGCUGUUCACCAUUGUCCCCAGGCAGAAGUUCUCUGGCUCAUGUGGGCGAAAGAGAAAUGGCUCGCUGGAGAUGUCCCGGCUGCCCGUGAGGUGCUCGAACGAGCCUUCGUUGCAAAUCCGGAGAGCGAACAGAUUUGGCUGGCGGCCGUCAAGAUCGAAGCAGAGAAUGGCGAGCUCGGCGUCGCUCGAGAGCUCCUGGUCCGUGCGCGGACAGUGGCAAACACUCAGAGGAUCUGGAUGAAAUCUGCCGUUUUCGAACGUGAACAGGGUCAGCUGGAUACCGCGUUAGAGACCCUCGCCAUUGCUAUCAAGAAAUAUCCGAAGUUUGCCAAGCUCUACAUGAUUCAAGGCCAGAUUCAUCAGGACAGGAAGGAUUACGCGGCCGCUCGAGCGUCGUACGCAGCGGGUAUCAAGGCAUGCCCGAAGGAUGUCAUGCUGUGGAUCUUGGCUAGUCGGCUGGAAGAGGCUGACGGCAAGAGUAUCAAAGCCAGAGCACUCCUUGACAAAGCUAGAUUGGCAAACCCAGGAAGCGACGUGUUGUGGGCCGAGGCGGUGGGUGUUGAAGAGCGCAGCGGGGGAUCUGCACAGGCGAAGACCGUUCUUGCCAGAGGGCUGCAGGAAUGUCCGACAUCGGGUCUGCUGUGGUCAAUGACAAUUUGGGCGGAGCCGAGACCGACGCGAAAGUCGCGCUCCGCAGAUGCACUGAGGAAGUCUGCCGAUGACCCGCUCAUCCUAUGCACAGUCGCGAGGUUAUUUUGGGCUGAGCGCAAGAUCGAGAAGGCGAGGCAAUGGUUCGAACGUGCCAUCACUGCCAAUUUCGACAUUGGUGACAAUUGGGGUUGGUGGCUCAAGUUUGAGAGGCAGCACGGCACUAAGGAGCAGCAAGAGGAGGUCAUCAAGAAAUGCGUUGCCGCAGAGCCUCACCAUGGCCCGACCUGGCAGUCGAUAGCGAAAGACUUGAAGAACGUGCGCAAGAGUACCGGGGAAAUACUGGAGCUUGUUGCAGAUGCUUUGCACUGAACUCUUAGAUGCUGAAGAACAGCAUACUGAUCGUCAUUACAUUCUGUAUAGUAUUGUUUUCCCUAUGACAUUGUAAUCUACACUGCGAGUAACCGGAGAUGGCCUAUUGCUCU
Messenger RNA from Laetiporus sulphureus 93-53, 2956 nucleotides. RefSeq lists its product as uncharacterized. The transcript has 11 exons. Gene Ontology annotation, cellular component: U4/U6 x U5 tri-snRNP complex; catalytic step 2 spliceosome. The record is from RefSeq and is a predicted model, not a curated record. NCBI's taxonomy places the organism in Eukaryota, Fungi, Basidiomycota, Agaricomycetes, Polyporales, Laetiporaceae. Gene Ontology annotation, biological process: spliceosomal tri-snRNP complex assembly; mRNA splicing, via spliceosome. Bases 72 to 2843 code for a protein of 923 amino acids. Gene Ontology annotation, molecular function: protein binding.